AGACCGCGGGUAGCACCACAGAUACCAGCUAUGUCGAACAGAUCUCCCGCAAUCUGAAUGACGGUCAAGACCUGCCCACGGCUCAGUUGGCAACAUAAUCCAACCCACAGGUCUCGGAGGCUACGCUCGUCCUCGCCGGCCGUGACAGCCUGGGAGAGAGCAGAUUGGAGAAUCUUAAACGGACCGACCGUGCGUAAUCUGGGGCCGCCUUCCGAUGGAGCGAGCGAUAAGCCACAGGAAAUCUCCGCCGUCCACGUUCAAUUUGUGGAUGAGGAUAUAAAGCUAAACUCAACCCCAGACCGAAGACCUUCCCGUCGUUCCUGAUACUCUUACUUUCUUAGUACUGUGCCUAGGUAUGUUGUUCGGACAUGCGUGAACGAGUACCCCAUUCGAAGGCUCCAAUGCAGCAGUGAACUGCCGCUUUGACACCAUGCAAGAUGCAAGAAUACAAGUUCCCCCAUGAGCGACAAGCCCGAGGCAGCAGACAUCGGACAAGGACGUCCAACAGGACCUUGAUCGCAUGUAUCAACUGCAAGGAGAAGAAGCUGAAGUGUGACAAUAACCCCUCGGGAUGUGAAAACUGCCUCCGGUUCGGAUCAGUUUGCCUGGUUGAGGAUCCAGCAACCAGGCGCCAGCAGCCGCGGAAUUACCUCGCCACUCUGGAACAACGCGUGGCCUUCCUCGAGGGCAUUGUGAAUCAAUAUCAGUGCCACGAUCCCGCCCGUAAUCAUCCUCAACACCAGGCCGGCCAUGUCCAACAACCACAACCCGAACCUGGCCAAAUCCCAUCAUAUGGAGUCGGUACCCCUUUUGAAAUAGGACAAGGCCAGUAUUCACCAGGCGGCGGAGUUCCGUCAAAUGCGCCGGCACAUACGCCUGUGCAUGUGAACAAUCCGGGCGAUGAAACACAUGCACAGGGGCCGGACGGGCUCGACGAACUGGCCUCCAAAGUCGGUCUGCUGAGCCUGAACGCCGCCGGAGCUGAACCCCAUUAUCUGGGCACAUCGUCAAUUUUCGCCUUCUCCCGAGUCAUCAACUCGGCCCUGCGCAAUGUGUUUUUGAGGAAACCUCAAACCACUGUCGGCAACAACAAUGACAGUGACAGCUAUGCCACCCGCAGUGCCGCCGACCCUUCUACAGCAUCGCCCCGGGGAAUUGACGAAGACAAUGAUUACGAGGUACCCACGCCGUGUCUACUGCCAGAGUACCCGGUGGCUGUCCAGCUCAGCAACGCUUACUUCCAAAACAUCCACUAUCAAUACCCCUUCCUGCACGAGCCAACGUUUCGGCUGUGGGAGGCCACGCUGGUAGGCAAGCGUGCCGGCUUCGACACGCUGAUCUCCAACCCCAUCCCUCUAUUUUUCUUGAACAUGGUAUAUGCCGUUGGCGCUUUACUGUUACCAAAUCUGGGAUACUCCGCCGAGCGACUGUACAUGUCAGCACAGUUGUACGUCGACAACGUCAUGGCCCGCGAUAACCUGGAAUCCAUCCAGGCUAUCUUGUGCUGUGCCGUGUAUUCCGUCUGGUCUUCGAUCGGCACCUCUCAUUGGAAGCUGGCCGGACUGGCGCUUCGACAGUGCAUUGAUCUCGGGUAUCAUCGCAGCUGUAAGCACUUGAGGUCGUCGACGACAGACCCGCUACGGUUGGAGCUGCGGAAGAGGGUCUUUUGGUGUGCCUACUCGAUGGAGUGUCAGUCGGCCGUCAUGCUGGGGCGGCCUCUGGCCUUGCGCGACCAAGAAAUUGAUGCUGAGUAUCCCAGCGACGCAGCAGACGUCUGCGGCGCGUUUGGAAGCUCUUCAGGGGAUUCCUCGACCAACCUCACCAUGACACGAGCGAUCCACACGUUCCGCGGCCGUCGUAUUCUCGGCCGAAUCCACACGACCAUCUAUCUCGACAGCAUAAAUCCUGAGCAGAACCCAGGCUGUGCUGCGCAGCGGAUUCAGCAGCUCCGUGGGGAUCUCGAGAGCUGGCGAGCAGCAAUUCCUCCGACCAUGCCCCGGCCCAUCGAGGCACAACCUCUCGUGUUGUUUGGGACGCAGGACUGGUUCGAGAUGGAAUACAACUAUGCCAUCUUGCAGUUAUAUCGAGUCCAGAUCAUUGGCAAUCAUCAUCGUCCACAAAAUCCUCAUUUCACCACCACCACCAACACCACGUCGACCUCCGCCAGUACUACUGCUGCUACUACUGCGGCCACCACCGCUAUGGGGCCGAACGCGGAAGCAGAUGCAGCCGCAGAUGCCGACGGCAUCUUUCUCAGCUGCCUUCGAGCCGCAGAGCGUACGUGCCAUAUCUACCGCCGGCAUUUCCUGGGCAGGCCGACAAACUACACCUGGGCGGCGCUGCACGAGCUCUUCCUCGCCGGCUUGACGUAUCUCCAUUGUCUGUGGACGUCUCCGGCUGCACGCGCAGUGACUCGCCAAGGACAGGUCAGUAACACAUGUACCGACUGUACAAUUGUCCUGGUUAUAAUCGCGGAACGCUGGAGCGCCGCGGCUCCCUACCGAGACAUUUUCGAGGCGUUGGCCAAUCUCACCAUGACCAUGAUGGAUGAAAAGGCUGGUGGAGACUGGACGACGACUGGGGUGGGAACAGGAGCCAGCACCAUGUUGCCGAACAACACCCCUGGCGGCGUGAAUAUGACUCUUGCAUCAUCGGCCCGCCCAUUUUACGACGACAACGAUGACGAUGAGGGUGACAGCGGCGACUUCUACUAUCCCUUGGAAGCACCAGCGGCGACCGCCGGGGAGAGAAGCUCAAGCUCAAAUCUGAUGGAGUGGAUGACCUCGAUAGCCGACACCGGCAUGUCCGAGGGUUUGGAUGGGUUAUUGUCGAGUUUGAUAGGCGACUUGCCGCCGUUGCGACAUCAUGAGGACGGGUUUCCACACUCUUGGCAGGGCGAAUGAGAGGAAUUGCAACGGCGGUUAUGAAGAAAGAGAGUCGAGUCUCUCCUGUUGGACAGACUUGCUCAAAAGACAGCAAGUCUCGUCGAGGCGCUGGCGCCCCAACCGCACCAACUCAGCAUGAAACUCGUGACAAAUGCUGAAGCCCGCCGUUCGACCAGCUCCACUGAGAGGUUUGCGAAGGCAAUCGUUUGGGUCGGCAUGGGGUUGGCGUCGGAUGCCGCUUUUGCCUUCGUCGUAGUUGCCCCUACGUUCGUGAAAGCAAAUGCCGGUAAGCAGAAGCGACUUCGGUCAACCACGCCAUCGAUCAUAAGACGGGCAGCAAAUUGCCUUUACAGAUGAUACUGUUUGCACCCCAACGGCCGUGAGCCUCCAUGGCCAAAUCAGACCCGCACUGCGCUCAACACCAUCUUGUCACCUCAAAUCUCAGAGGAUGAAACCCAUGCUGGAUUUACGGGACCUGGCCGUACGAUAUCGCACCGAGAUCGCGACAAGGGAGCCGUUCUGCUGAACAACUGGAGCGUUUCCAUGUGGAACAGCUGGCGCCAUAACCGGGCCGUCAAUACCAAUUAUGCCCCGCCUCUCCGAGAUGUUCCCUGUUUGGGUUCAUGGAAACUAUUUUCUGCCCUGGAAUCUGGUCGACCGUGAACUGGGAUUCAAAGACACCCGAGAUCGCCCGUUUGCCCAGUGCUUUGAACGAAUCGAAUGCCGCUUCUCCAUUGCAGGAUGCCCAUUCGGGAGUAUAGGGCGACGAGCCGUCUCCCAAGUCACUCCAUCUGGUGACGACAAUGGCAUGCUUGAACAGUUUCGUCGGAUCCGUCCUGUCUUCCUGCAUCCGCACUUCGAUUAAAUACUCGGAGGGACAUUCUGGACACCGACGCAUAGGUUUGCAUUGAGGACACAGCGUCACGACGGGACUAGGUCUCUCCAUUCUCUGCCUCACUCGUGCAGCCGCACCAGCAAUCCCGCUCCCCACCACCGGUUCAGGCAGAUGACUCAAUGCACAUUUAACCGAAGGCAUCAAUUCGCCAUCUUUCCAAUGCGCACAGACGGAGAAGUAGGGCGUGAAAUUCUCAUUAGGGGAGUAAAGCAGCUUGCGGAGUCCUGCGGGUGGCAAUGCAGGUUCUGCAAAUGCCGAGCUGAUGACGCGCAUCAGUAGAUGCCCGUUGACCACUGCAUAGCGCGUCUGAUGGGUCCAUUCGCUAUCUCGGUCCUUGUACCGACGACUCAUUGAGUCGAUGGGGAUCCCGUAAUCCAGAGAGUACUUGUCGGCUCGGAGGAUGAGUUGGACGAAAGGGAAGGGUAAGGUUUUACCCACCGUCAACCGCAUCCGCGAGACUUUCUUGUCCGGGUUAAAGGCAUUGGGACAGUUGAAUAGGGGAUUGGCGAUGUUUGUGGGUCGCAGGAUCUCUUGACCCUUGUGGAUUCGAAGAUGGUAGAUCGCACAGGGGAAACAGAGCAGAUGGUCCGGGAGGUCCUGGUCGAGUCUGUUCAGGAACUCGAUUUUCCGGUAGUGCGCUUCGUCGCUAGCUGUAUUGAGGACGUGCCAUGCAUUGGUGCCGACGAUACCCAGAAAAGGUUUGCAUGAAAAGGCCAGACUUGCUGCGUCCACUGGGUCCAAAUAGUCCACGACACGCUUCCAGACCCUCCUGGCAAGCCGGGACACGAACUCGGAAGCAGGUUGAGCUGGGAUUCCGGCGAAGAGAAGCUGCGUUUUCUCGGCCAGCGAUUCGGCAGAGUCGCGAUACGCCAGACUGUGUAACAUCUCGGUAUGGUCCUUUCGUUCGCCGGUUUGGGCGUCCCGUUCCCAUUCAUCUGCCAGACUGAUUGCCGGCAUGGGCGGGUGAUGUUGGUGUGUGCGAUUGGCGCCAUGUUGUCGUAGAUUGGUGUUUGAUUUGGUUGAGCGAAGAUUGGGCGUCGACUUUUUCCGUAGUUUGUUGGCCGGUCUUGGACUUCGAGUGUCUGCUUGCUCGAGUUUCAAGUUGGCUUUUUCUUUCUCAAUACUGUUGCAUUCCGUGACGGAAGAGGCCCUUGUAGAAUGAGACGGGUUGGGGCUUCUUGAUUGUUUUGAUCGGAAUAGAUUCAGGAAACCCAGUGACUUCUUUCGGCGCAUUGGGUCGGCCAUUUUGGCGGGAUCUUUGUCUGAAUAUCAAAUCAACCCUGGUGAAGUAGAGGCCCUGUAAGGCUUAGAUCGCAGUGGUAGGCCUAUGGGUUCGCGUAGUGUAAUGAGACGUAUGGAGGCAGCGCGACAUCUGGGACAGCUUUCCCGGGUCAAGUUCAAGACAUGCAGACCA
Molecule: messenger RNA, 5194 nt
Organism: Exophiala dermatitidis NIH/UT8656
Lineage: Eukaryota; Fungi; Ascomycota; Eurotiomycetes; Chaetothyriales; Herpotrichiellaceae
Exons: 7
Coding region: 438-2903 (821 amino acids)
Biological process (GO): positive regulation of transcription by RNA polymerase II; DNA-templated transcription
Molecular function (GO): zinc ion binding; DNA-binding transcription factor activity, RNA polymerase II-specific; sequence-specific DNA binding
Source: RefSeq, a predicted model, not a curated record